UUAAUAUGCGCAAAAUGACAAAUUAAUAUGAAAUGGUGUUAGUAAUUUUCUUAAUUAGUAUUCAGAGAAAAAGAUAAAAGUGGUUUCCACAAUAAUGAUAAAAAAUGAUAGCGCAUUAUUGUGUGCAGACAAAAUCUAAGACGACAAUGGAGGUGGACAAAUUUUGCCGGUAAAGUUAGUCGCAAAUCCCCUUUACAAUUAUUCACACUCCCCCUUUCUCUCACAAUUCUCCACCAAAAAUUCCAAUUCAUUCAGAUCAAAAAGAGGUAAUGGCGUCUUCUGGAGACUCAUGGAUCCGGGAGUAUAACGAAGGAUUGAAACUCGCUGAUGAUAUCACUAACAUGAUUUCUGAAAGGAGUUCAUUGCCUCCUUCGGGUACAGAGGCACAACGUCAUGCAUCCGCUAUAAGGAGGAAGAUCACAAUAUUAGGAACUAGACUUGAUAACUUACAGUCUAUCCUGUCAAAGCUUCCUGGAAAGCAGCCUUUGACCGAGAAAGAGACGAACCGUCGCAAGGAUAUGCUUGCAAAUUUGAAAUCAAAAGUAACCCAAAUGGCCUCCACAUUGAACAUGUCAAACUUCGCCAAUAGGGACAGUUUGCUUGGACCAGAAAUAAAGCCAGCUGAUGCUAUGAGCAGAGCAACAGGUCUCAACAAUGACGGUGUUGUCGGUCUUCAACGACAAAUUAUGAAAGAGCAAGAUGUGGGCCUUGAGAGUUUAGAGGAGACAGUGAUGAGCACUAAACAUAUAGCACUGGCAGUUAAUGAAGAACUUGGCUUGCAAACAAGACUUAUUGAUGACCUGGACGAACAUGUCGAUGUUACAGACUCAAGACUUCAGCGGGUGCAGAGAAAGCUUGGAAUUUUGAACAAACGCACAAAGGGUGGUUGCUCUUGCAUGUGUCUGCUUCUAGCGGUGCUUGGAAUUGUCAUUCUUAUUGUGGCAAUAUACAUGUUGAUUAAGUAUCUGUAAAUGCAAACGAACAAGUGCUUUGGAGUGCGUAUGAGAUCUUGAACCUCUCCUUCUGUCCCGUGUAAUCUGUAAUCUAUGUUUCGGUGAUUGUGAUCCACAUCAGUUUGUUGAUGCAUCUUUGAACUCGUUUCCCCACUUGAUAUGUUUUCAUAUGUAGAGAAGAAGACAUCGAAAGGAUUUUCCACAGUAGAUCAAUACUAAGUUUGAGUGAAAUUAGUGUGAGUUGCAUUUGUCAUGGAUCGAAAAAGAUUGAGGUGAAAAGGUGUUUUACUAUCAAAACUUGCACUAUGCUAUGCUUUUGUGAUUUUGGAAAUUGUAUUAUUGAACAAACACUAUGGUUUU
Messenger RNA from Capsicum annuum, 1313 nucleotides. RefSeq names its product syntaxin-51. The record is from RefSeq and is a predicted model, not a curated record. Gene Ontology annotation, molecular function: SNARE binding; SNAP receptor activity. The transcript has 6 exons. Gene Ontology annotation, biological process: vesicle fusion; intracellular protein transport. NCBI's taxonomy places the organism in Eukaryota, Viridiplantae, Streptophyta, Magnoliopsida, Solanales, Solanaceae. The coding region runs from base 270 to 971 and encodes 233 amino acids. Gene Ontology annotation, cellular component: endomembrane system; membrane; SNARE complex.